Molecule: messenger RNA, 730 nt
Organism: Lolium rigidum
Lineage: Eukaryota; Viridiplantae; Streptophyta; Magnoliopsida; Poales; Poaceae
Product: protein RGF1 INDUCIBLE TRANSCRIPTION FACTOR 1-like
Exons: 4
Coding region: 1-729 (242 amino acids)
Molecular function (GO): zinc ion binding
Source: RefSeq, a predicted model, not a curated record
AUGGGGAUGAGGGUGCCGGGGUGGGUUGGGGGCCUGGUGGAGGAGAGCUUCUUCGUGGGGUGCGAGGCGCACGAGAGCCGCAAGAAGAACGAGAAGAACAUCUUCUGUCUCGCCUGCUGCACCAGCAUCUGCCCGCACUGCGCCCCAGCUCACCGCCACCAUCCCCUCCUCCAGGUGCGGCGAUACGUGUACAAUGACGUCGUCCGCCUGGGUGACCUCGAGAAGCUCAUCGACUGCUCCUAUGUCCAGCCCUACACGAUCAACAGCGCUAAGGUGAUCUUCCUCAAGCCCAGGCCUCAGUCCAGGCCGUUCAAGGGCACCGGUAACGUCUGCCUCACAUGUGACAGGAUCCUCCAGGAGCCCUUCCACUUCUGCUGCCUCUCCUGCAAGGUGGACCAUGUGGUGGACCAGGGAGGGGACCUCUCCAACAUCCUGCUCUACCACGCCGGCGACGGUCUACCCUUCCCACGCUUUGAGAACCUCCACGUCGGCGAUGCCGACUCGGGCCAGGUCACGCCAAACUCGAUCCUCGAGGACCCGGUGCAUCACCACAAUGGCUAUGGCUAUGGUGGUGGUGGCAGCGGCGGGUCGAGCGAUAAUGCAGGUAAUGGCGAUGGUGGUGGCGAGACGGUGGUGAAGAGGAAGAAAGGAGGAGGGUUCUUCCCCAAGAUUGUGCUGUCACUGGGCAACAGGAGGAAGGGUGCACCCCACAGAUCCCCUCUAGCCUGAG